CAAGCGGGCUGACGCUCGGCGGUGGCGAGCAAGAUGGCGGACGGGCAGCUGCGCGAGGCGAGUCUCGGCGGAGAGCCGGAGCCGGAGCCGGAGCCGGUGGUCCGGAGUUGGCAGGAAGGAGUGGAUUUGUGUUCAGGGAUAUAUCAACAUCUGAAGGAGUAUGUGCCUCCAGUGCUUUGCUCAGGAUCAGAAGCCAAGCCAGCUGAGGAGAAUCGGGCUUAUCAAAAAUUACUGCAAACCUUGGAGUGGUAUCUGUUCGGAGAAACCCCAGCGGAUGGAUUUGCAAAGCUGGAACAAAGCAACAGUUCUUCACAGCUCUGUGGCCGAGUUUUCAAAGGGGGAGAGGCUACAUAUUCUUGCCGAGACUGUGCGAUAGAUCCCACUUGUGUGCUAUGCGUGGACUGUUUCCAGAAUAGUGUUCACAAAAAUCAUCGGUACAAGAUGAAUUCUUCUUAUGGAGGGGGGUUUUGUGACUGUGGAGAUGUUGAAGCCUGGAAGACUGGACCUGCUUGUAAAAUGCAUGAACAUGGUGCAUCAGAGGACUCUGCGAAUUCUGCAAGCCAGUUACCUGUGGGUUUGGCUGAAAGAGCCCAGCAACUCUUCACUAUUAUCUUCAGGUAUAUCAUAGAUAUGUUGAUCUGGACGGAAGAUAAAGAGCUACCUUUGGGACUCCAACCAAGGGAGAAGACAGAUUCCUAUUUCUGUGUGCUGUUUAAUGAUGAACAGCAUUCGUUUGAGCAUGUCAUCCAUUCACUCCAGAGGUCACUGGGCUGCUCACAGAGAGAAGCACAGAGUCACACCACCUUGAUAGAUAGAGAGGGUCGUAGAGCAGUAAAGCAUGGAACACUGCAGUCGUGUCAAGAAACGAAGUUAGACGUUAUUAACAUUACAAACAGCGUAUUCCAGUCACCUCUACGUGUUGAAAUUCUUCAUUCAAGUGUUGUAUCCCAUCAGAACUUUGCUUUACGUCUUCUCUCCUGGCUCAGUCAAGUUGUCAGCAACUCUGCUGGAUUACGUCAGAUUUUCUGUGAGGUGGUACUUAACCAAGAACCAGAAUCUGAUCAACCUUGCCUGAGCAGCAGAUUAAUGUUGGCUGAUGCCAAGCUCUGGAAAGGAGCACGCAAAGCCUUUCAUGAACUGAUAGUAUGCAGUUUGCUGAUGGAAACAGAAUACAAGAGACUCUUUGCUAUUGAAUUUAUCACUCACUACAAGCAACUUCAGCUCGAAUUUGUGGAUGAUGAUCAUGACCGCAAUGUAUCUGUAACUGCACAGUCUGUUCAAAUAUUCACUGUCCCAACAUUGGCUCGUCAUCUGAUUGAAGAACACGAUGCUCUAAAAAUCAUUAUUGAAACCAUAAUUGAGCUGUUUUCUGAGCAUAUGGAUAACGGAAAGCUUCAUUUUCAGAGUUACUCCCAGGACAAAUUGUCCAGGAAACAAAUGGUCUUGUAUGAUCUUAAGUAUGUUUUGAUCAGCAAGCCACCUCUGUGGACAGACAAGCUAAGAGAGCGUUUCCUUGAGGGUUUUAAAACAUUUUUGAAGCUAUUAAAAACCAUGCAAAAUAUGGAGCCAAUGAGCCGACAGAUUGGGCAGCACCUUGAGAUAGAACCUGAGUGGGAGCCAGCAUUUGCUAUCCAAGUGCUUCUGAAAUGUAUUCUGUCCAUGAUUCAGGAAUGGUGUGCAUCUGAUGAACAAGUUCUUCUUCAAGCUUACAAGGAAUGCCACCGUGUUUUAUCCCAGUGUACUAACGAGUGCAGUCAGCGGGAUGCAAGGAAGCAGCUCAACAUGUUGAACAUGUGUGGUCACUCCAUCAGCUUGAAACGUUAUUUGGUAUCUCGAGAACCUGUCAGCAUCCAUCUUCCCUUAUCCAGGCUCCUUGCAGGUUUGCACGUACAUCUAAACAAGAGUGGAGCAAUUGACAAGUUAGAAGAAUAUGUGCCCUCCUCAGACUUUCAAGUUGAAAAAUUGAUGGACUACCCAUUGCGUUGCUUAGUGCUGAUGGCUCAGGUCUCAGCUGAUAUGUGGAGAAGAAAUGGAUUUUCUUUAGUAAAUCAGGCGUUUUGUUACCGAAAAGUAAAAUGGAGGGAAGAGAUGUUUGACAAAGACAUCAUCAUGUUGCAGAUCGCAGCUUCAAUGAUGGAUCCAAAUCGGUUCUUAAUGUUUCUAUUGAGCAGAUUUGAACUAUUUGAAGUAUUUUCUAAGUCUCCAGUUCCAAGAAAUAAGGAUGUAAUUCAGCAGACUAAUGUCCUAGUGGAGGAACUACUGCACCUUAUCAUUAUAGUGGUUGGGGAGCGGUACGUUCCGGGAGUGGGCCAUGUGAAGAAAGAUGAUGUCACUUUGAGGGAGGUGAUCCAUUUACUUUGCAUUGAGCCAAUGCCUCAUAGUGAACUAGCACAAUCAUUACCUGAGAAUGAAAAUAAUGAAACUGGUUUGGAAAAUGUUAUACAUCAGGUGGCCACUUUCAAAAAGCCAGGAUUGUCUGGACAUGGUGUAUAUGAAUUGAAACCAGAAUAUCUGAAACAUUUCAAUUUGUUCUUCUACCAUUACUACAAGUCACAGCAGACAAAGGCUGAGGAUGAACAGAAGAAGAGGAAAAAACAAUCCAACAGCAAUGAAGCCCUGCCACCACCCCUCCCUCCUCCAUUCUAUUCCACAUUUGUGAAGGUCACAAACAUUUUGAACUGCGAUGUUUUAAUGCUAAUCCUCCGAACAGUUCUCCAGCGGGCUGUGGAUUCUACCGGGCGGUUGUGGAGUGAAGCAAUGAUACAGAAGACUCUUCAUCUUAUCUGCAUGGCAUUACAAGAAGAACAGAGACAACUGGAGGGUGAAGAAGAUGUGAACUUUGAUGUUUAUCUUAAAGCAACAAGAGUAGGAAGUUCCGCAGUGAAUGCUGAGAGCAUCCUGUCACUUUUAGAAAAGCUAAGAUGUGUCCCUCAAUUAGAUGCCCAGAAGGAUAUGAUUAUCUGGACUCUGCAGAUGUUUGAAGCUGUGAAAAAGCUGAGGGAGAAAUCAAGUCCAUGUUCAGCAACAGAAGCAGCCAGUCAAAAGACACAUGAGACUACACAGGACGAAGAUAAAGCUGAGCGUAAACGGAAAGCAGAGGCUGCCAAAUUAUAUCGGCAGAAGAUUAUGGCACAGAUGUCUGCGAUGCAGAAAAACUUCAUUGAAUCAAACAAGCACCUAUACGAGAAGGCGACAGAAGCACCAAAACAAGAGACAGUUAGGACUGAAGUAGAUAGUAUUACAAAUGCUGAGGAUCCUGGUGUGGCAUUGGGACCGAUGCAAGGUGCGACAGCUGCUGAGAAAAUAAUACUGAUCUGCAUUUUAUGUCAGGAAGAGCAGGAAGUGAAAACUGAUGAAAUGGCCAUGGUCCUAGCAGCUUGUGUUCAGAGAUCCACAGCGCUGUCAAAAAGUAGAUCUCGAACCAUAACAAACUUAGGAGAUGACUGUGACCCGCUAAUCAUGCACCCUGACCUAGGCUGUGGUACGCAUGUAGGAAGCUGUGGCCAUGUGAUGCAUGCCAGCUGCUGGCAGAAAUAUUUUGAAGCUGUGCAGAAUUCAACACGUAACAGGCUCCACGCUGAACUACCAUUUGAUCUGGAGACUGGAGAGUUUCUCUGCCCAUUGUGCAAAGCUCUGUGUAACACUGUCUUGCCAGUUAUUCCGCAGCAGGCUCACAAUUUGGACAGCAAAGACACAGAAACUGUAGCGCAGAUACUAACUUUAUCUCGCUGGUUACAGAAUGUGGUAACAAGGAUAAUUGGACUAAACGCUUCAGACUCGAAAGAAAAUGAAAGCAAAUUAAUGCAAGCGAGCCCCACUUCAUGGAAAGAUGCUGUAGAAUUUAGAUCUAUCCUCAGUUUUGGAGUACAGUCACCGAUCAAGUACUCAAAAAGCAUCGUUGAAAUGCUGCAGUUGUUCGCUACAGCCGUGUUCCGAGUAGGGUUGAAGGUUGCUCCCAACGAAGCUGAUUCUAGAGUUCCUUUAAUGGCAUGGAACGCUUGUGCCUUUACCAUUCAAUCCAUAGAGAAUAUUCUUAAUGAUGAGGACAAAGUUUUGUUCGGAUCACUACCAGACAGACAGGGUCUUAGCCUGAAAGCAGUUCUGCAGUUUGCUGCUUCUCAGAGAAUGGUGGCAUCACCCAAAGUUAUCCAGAAGCACUUGAGCCGGUUAAUGUCAGUGUUUCUGCCUCAUCUGGAUGUUGAAGACACUUGGUCAAUCUUGGAUAUUGACUUUUUCCAUCUCUUGGUCAGCCUCGUUCUAGCAUUUCCUUCAUUGUACUGGGAGGAGACUGUGGAGCUACAACCCUCGGACAUCAGCUGUGCAUUUAACAACCUCUACCUCUUCCAUCUGGUUACCAUGGCGCACAUUGUGCAGAUACUACUUACCUCUACAACAGAUUGUCCUAUGGAGCAGGAUGGAGAGGAGAGUGAGGAGUCUCAGUCAGCAGCAGAGCUGUAUGAAGUGCUUCGAGAAUACACAAGCAGAUCUUUAGAAUAUAAGCCCCAUGGCUGCUACCUGUGGAACUGUGUGAAAUGUGGCAUUUUUCCAUUCCUUCGCUGUUCUGCCUUGUUCUUCAACUACCUGCUUGGAGUGCCACCUCCUGAGGAGCUGUCAAAAGAUUCCUCUGAAGGGCAGUUUGAAGCCUUAUGUCUUUACCUGGCGUUGCCUACCAACCUUUUCAAACUUUUUCAGGAGCACCAGGACAUAGUAUCUCCUUUGUUACAAAGAUGGUGUUCUGAUUCUUCAGUGCAAAGCUUUCUCAAAGGAGAGCGAACAACAGUCCAGUAUCCAAGGGAGAGAAACCAAUUAAUGGAACUUCCGGAAGACUACAGUUGUAUACUGAAUCAGGGUUCUCAGUACAAGUGCUCAAGAUCCUCUGAUGAUGAGACGAAGAAUUUAGCACUCUGCAUGUUCUGUGGAGCCAUGCUGUGUUCAGAGAGUCAGUGCUGUCGGGAGGAAGUGAAUGGGGAGGAGAUUGGAGCCUGUGUAGCUCACGCCAUCAACUGUGGAUCUGGUUUGGGCAUGUUCCUAAGGAUCCGGGAAUGUCAGGUGCUGCUGCUGGCAGGGAAAAACAGAGGGUGUUUCAUACCUGCUCCAUACCUGGAUGACUAUGGGGAGACCGAUCAGUUGCUUAGGAGAGGCAACCCCUUGCAUCUGUGCACUGAGCGAUACAAGAAACUUGAACGACUAUGGCAGCAGCAUCGCAUUCUGGAGGAGAUCACAAGGAGCCAGGACAUGAAUCAAGUCGUCAUCGGUCUUGAGUGGCAGCAAUUCUGAUUAGUUGACCCAUCCCGCUCGACAGCAGAAACACCACUAACUUGCUGUUAGAAUAACGUCAAAGGCUAGCCUCUGAGCUGAUUAAAUUGAUGUGGACUGCUUUUAAUCUGCUGUGUCUAUAAUCCAGUUUCAGCUUUCAGAUCUUAUCCACAGGGAAGCCAAUUUCUAUGGUAGCUUCUGGCCAUUUUAUACAGCCUGUUCCUUGGGACAAAAUCUACCAACAUACUGUGGACUUUUGUGGGGACAUUGGUGUGGAUCUAUCAGGGAAGGGGUCAUUGGUGUGGAUCUGUGAGGGAUAAGGAGAUCUGACUGUGCAGGGGGAAUGUUCGAAAUUAGAAAAUAUUGUCAUUCCCCCUUCCCCCUCCCCUCUGUGAAAGUUACUUUCUCUGUUGUGUGUUCUAUCACUGGGGGAGGCUGUUGUCAUGACUGCCAGUGUGAAGUAGUGAGAGACCAGAGCCACCAACUGUGAUUAGUACCUCUCUUCUAUCUAAUGCUCCAUCCUGUUUUAAGGAGUAAAAUAAAUUUACAAUCCACAACAGUCUUCAGGGCACAUCUGGUACCUGGGUAAACAUGUAGUUUGAUCACGCAAGGAAUUGAGAUUCAUAUUUAUAUCCUUAUAAAAUUCCGUUCUGACUGGAAGACUUUGAUCAAUUGGAUUAAUUUUGAGGAGUCAGCAAUACUUUGCAUUUUGAACUGUAUCCAUUCUGCUGAGGUUCUCACUGCAAAUCAGUUUUGUUUUAUUAUACAGAUGAUUCUUUCACCCUCUCAGUGACUUCCAGCAGAGCAGUAUCCAGGUUACUUGAACUUCUAAGUUAGUGCUGACAAUGUUUGGAAGAAUUGAGGGCUUGAUGAAACAGAGGAGCUUGUUAUCCUCUGUUAAAAUUCAGCAAGAUGAAACCAUUGUAACCUGGAAGCGGCUGGUAGUAUAUGCAUUUGAUGAGUGUUUAAUGUUCUGGCCAGUUUUGCAGCAAGGUUCAUAUUGGUGUCCAGGUGUGAUACACAUGCUUGUCCUAUUUCAUACAGCACUAUUAUGAAAGUGAUGCCCAUUUGCAUGGCGGAAGUGAUGUUGGAUUGAGCCACUCCCAUCAUCUUUUGAAGAAGUUGAGACAACAGAUUCUGCAUUUUUUUUCCUUUCUCUAUCUGAAGCAGAUCGUGAUACCACUUCUGGCAAUAACUGAAGUUUCACCAGAUGUUUUAUAAAGAUUAUUACAAAGGGAAAUUAUACCAAAUGCUGUGUUUUCCCUUUUAUUAGGGAGAGGGACUAUAUUAAAUAACAUUACUCAAUAAUAAUGAUA
Chiloscyllium plagiosum (whitespotted bambooshark) is the source of this 6572-nucleotide messenger RNA. RefSeq names its product ubiquitin protein ligase E3 component n-recognin 1 (gene ubr1). Gene Ontology annotation, cellular component: cytoplasm; ubiquitin ligase complex. The record is from RefSeq and is a predicted model, not a curated record. Lineage: Eukaryota; Metazoa; Chordata; Chondrichthyes; Orectolobiformes; Hemiscylliidae. Gene Ontology annotation, molecular function: zinc ion binding; ubiquitin protein ligase activity. Gene Ontology annotation, biological process: ubiquitin-dependent protein catabolic process via the N-end rule pathway; protein ubiquitination.